UUGCUCCAAACAGACGUCAAAAAAAUUGCCCGGUUGUUGUCGGGGACACGGAGGGAUGAUACCCCCAGAUUUGCUGUCCAAUCUGGAUGGCAUCGAGAAGGAGUUACACGACUGUAUUCAAUCGGUGUCAGAUCAGAUUCAGAGUGUGCGGCAGUCCUUGGCACCAGAUACAUCCAGUGGCCGGAGGAUGUCUUCCAGAAGUAGUUCUCCAGGCCCCAGCCACCGGCGCCUGAGAGAACCCGCUGCGUUGAUGGCGCAUCGUGGGGCCAAGGCGGAACGCAAGCAGCAACCCAAGGUGGCCCCCACAGUGUCGGCCAAGGCUGGAGGCCAUGGUACAGACAGUACCCAGCUGCGGCUGCAUGGCCGCUGGAUGGAUCUGGCCACGCAGGCGGCGGAGGCGCCCACGCAGGACAACAAGAAGAAGCUGAAUCGACGAAUGGCGCUCAGCUCGUCCGAAGGAGAUGAUACAAGGCGAAUGGAAUCCCGUAUCUUGGGAGUGCGUGUGCCUAUGACUUCGGAACCCUUUCAUCCGCACGGCGCCUUUCGAAUUUGCUGGGAUUUGUCAGCAAUGGUGUUGAUCUUCGGAGACACGGUGCUGCUACCCCUGGCCUUGGCAUGGGAUGUGUCCAUGGGUGUGGACAAUCUCUUCAGUUCUGUCCUGCUGUGCAGUUUCUGGCUUAGCUUGACUUUUUGGACCUUAGAUUUGCUCAUCAAUUUGAACACGGCUGUAUAUCGAAAAGGCGCGUUGGUGGUAAGCCGGUCGCGCAUUCUUCUGAGCUAUGCCAAAGGCUGGCUCCUCUUCGACUGUCUCCUCUUGAGCUUUGAUGUGGUCUAUGUCAGCAGCCAGUCCGCGGUGUCCGGAGAGUUCCGCCUUUUGCGCGUGACCCGCAUCUUGCGGCUCCUUCGCUUGCUUCGGAUGUUGAAGCUGACCAAGGUCAAUAACAUCAUCGAGGAGAGUGCGGCCAAUAGCGGGCGCCAGUGGGUCACGGUGGUCAUUGCCAUUAUCAAUACCACUGUCUUCAUGAUUGUUUGCGUGCACUUGCUGACCUGUAUGUGGUGGUGGGUGGGUCGUUCAAUGAGUGGACCCGUGAUCGAAGAUCCCAGCUACGACAGCUGGGUGGUGAGGGCGGGGGCUCACAUCGUGGAUCACUGGGUCCAGUACUUGCAUGCCAUGCGUUGGAUUGUGAAUUCGCCAUCACCACCAGAUUUAGCAGCUGAUAGCGGAGUCGAGAGAGGCUUUGACAUCGUCGUCUCCGUCUUCGUCAUUGCCGUCAUCGGUUCCGCGGUCUCCAAGAUCUCCAGCACCCUGGCGGAGCUUCGGGCCAUGAACGAAGCGCGCAACCGCCGCAGGCGCGAGGUGCGGCAGUAUCUGAGCAGUCAACACGUUUCUUUCGAGCUAGUCAGUCGCAUAAUGCGUUUCGUGGACUAUCGACUCGAGAAGUUUUCCUCGACCCAGUUAGAUACUUCGUUGAUUUCACCCACCUUGCAAUUGGAGCUAUAUGUGGGGCAAAGAAGCAACUACGUUUUGGAGAUGCCAAUCUUCAAGCUUUUGACUGAGUGCUACCAUGAUGUCUUUGGCUCGGUCUGUGCGGCCCUUCAGAAGAACGUCUACGAAAAGGGCGAGAACGUCUUCAUCGCUGGCUCUUGGGUUUCUUGCCUCUACAUCACCGCGACUGGACACUAUGCCUACAUCGAAGGCUUUGAUACGGACGGUGAAAGUCUGGAAUUUUCGAAGACCAGGUGGUUUGGAGAACUGAGCCUCUACGCUGAGGGCACUCUGCACCAGUCCACGUUGAUCGCGGAGAGCUUCGCGGAGACCUUCACUUUGACCGGUCAGGACCUGGCCGAGUGCGUGAAGCAAAGCCGUGGCUGUAUGUCCAUGUUUUGCGACUAUGCCAAGGACUUUGUAGCGGCCAUGCAGGGUACUGCCAGCAAAUGUGGUGAUGAGGAUCAAGUUCAUGUGGCGGCGGAGUGUUGCAGGAAGAAUCAGCACUACCAGGAGCUGUAUCCCGAUCCGAAGACUCGGCUCCAUAACAUCCAAAUCCCAACCACCAACAGUAACGGUGGAGAUAGCGAUCGGAGCCAAGAACUGAUGCCAUGGGAGGGCGACAAUCUUGAACAAGGGGAUUCGAACACGCCUGGCAGGGCAUCACGCAACGGCUCGAAGGAAUCCAUGGAAUCAGUGAAAGAAGAGGAAUUCCGAGAGCACGAGGGCGAACGGGCCCUGCGCCGCUCCUCCGCCACCAAACUGACGGAUCCAGGGCUUCUGGGUUGGCUUACGGCCUUGAGCGAAUUGGAUCAGAGCUUAGCCGCGAGACUUCAGGAGCUUUUGCCGGAGUUGAAUACCGAAUUCUCCCCGCAUAUCGUCUUCGAGCAGAAUGCCGAACGGGACCGCGCCGAAUCAUCUUGCAUAAGUAUCAUGUCGCUCUGGAAGGAUCGCUAUGAUAUUUUUACGCAGCCACAAGCACCGAACGUGAAGCUCCGGCCGGAGCAGUGGCAAGAGCUUCAAGACCUGGUCAACUGGAUCGAUCCGGACCUGGAACAAAUCCAAGCGGUUCUGGUGCUUCUUGCCAUCCGCGGUCUGGGGAAGUCGAAAUCGGUCUUGCAGCAGAUGCCGCGCGACAACCGACGCCCCGAAAAGGCGGUGCUGCAUUUGAUGGAGAGUCAGAAGAACGUUGUACCAUCAGUGUUUUGGCUUGGCCCACGGGCAUUGAGCUUCAUCACCGAUGCGCUGGCAGUUCACGAAUUAUUUAACUUAGCUCAGAUGUUGCAAGGGGAGAACUUGCCUGCCAACAUUGCGCAGCUGCGCGAUUGCAUCGCUGAGAAAGGUCAAGACAUUUUCCGUUUCUACAUCUUUUUCUUGUUGGGCUUCAUGAGUGGUAUCGCAGCCGGUCAGGGAUCUCGCUUCAUGAAUGGCAGGAAUGCCUCCUCCGUCAUCAGCGGCGUGCGCUUGUUGAAGCGCCUUAUGGAGUGCAACCCCACGGCCAUCUAUUGGGGAUACUUGGAGGAACGAGCACAAAAACUCCGAGUGAACUUCUAUAGUGCCGAGGACUUAGUGCUGAUCCGCUUGUCAUGCCUCGCUCGGGCGCAAGACGAGAAGGAUUACUUGUUGUUGCGCACUUCAUGGGACGCCUUGAAAGCUAGAGAACGUGUCGCUUUGACGGAUCACUUCUUGGCGGAUGGAAUUCAGGAGCAGGCCUUCGUUUUAGAAUUUUUACCCAAUUGCAUGGCAAAUGCCAAGGCCAAUAGCACUGUGGGAUUGGUGGGGCUUCUGGGGGUGCUCGUGGAUUUGCUGAACAACCUCAAUACCAGCUUGGAGUCGAUGCCUCCCAUGGAGAAGAUGAUCCCCGUGGAUUUGUCGGAGAUGGCCGAGUUUAUCGCUGUGGUGCAGAAUCGCUUUGUCUUCCUGACCUGUGUGUCACGAUGCCAGCUGCAAUUUGUGGGGCAGAGAGUUUAUUUGAAGAUGACAGGCAGUAAUUGGGGUCGCACCACAGACCCUGAUUCCGACAUGACAAGCCUGGCUUAUACCCUACAGGACAUUCUGCAGAAACAGGAAGUUUUAGAGGCCUACAUCAUGCGCAAACAUGAAGAUUCCGGUCCCUCGGCAGCACACCUUGUGGUGGAAGAGGACGUUCACGAGGACUUCAAGGCUUUGGAACGAUCGAGUAGUAUGGCGGUGCAACAAAUGGUUUUCUGAGCGCCACGCUGGCACCCUUUUUGGGCAGGUGGCGUCAGGUGCCCAAAAAUCAUGGACAUCACCUGUCCCAAAGAAAUCGGCGCAGCCUCAGAGAACUGAGCGGUCCCAU
This is a messenger RNA of Cladocopium goreaui, 3806 nucleotides long. NCBI's taxonomy places the organism in Eukaryota, Dinophyceae, Suessiales, Symbiodiniaceae. The record is from the annotation of a GenBank genome assembly.